AUGUCUUGUUGGGAACAAAAAAAGGAGCUUCCAGAUACAAAAUACCAAUAUUUAUUAAUUGCAGCUGAACCCUAUAAUGUUAUUGCAAUAAAAAUUCCAAAUUAUGAGAUUGAACGUAAAAAUAAUAAACUCAUGACAUUUUGGGAUAAUAAGCAAUUGAUAUAUCAUAUUCAAAUUUUUUUCCAAGAAAAGAUAAAGGAUAUCACUGAUACUGAUACUGAAACGUCCACUAAAGAAAAUUAA
Molecule: messenger RNA, 243 nt
Organism: Cryptosporidium muris RN66
Lineage: Eukaryota; Apicomplexa; Conoidasida; Eucoccidiorida; Cryptosporidiidae
Exons: 1
Coding region: 1-243 (80 amino acids)
Biological process (GO): spliceosomal complex assembly
Cellular component (GO): catalytic step 2 spliceosome; U2 snRNP; U2-type prespliceosome
Source: RefSeq, a predicted model, not a curated record